CAAGAUCUAGAGAGGGAAGUAGUGUCAGUUGCUGUACCCUAACAGGAUGUCGUGUGCCAUCAUGUGUUCAGGAUUGCUGACAGUUCUGCUGACAGUCUUUCUUAUACCAAGUUCAGUUCCAGAGCCCCUUGUCUACAAGGACUGUGGUAGCCAAAGUGGAAAGCUGACCCUUCUUGAUGUGUCUCCUUGCCCAGAACAGCCAUGUCCCCUGAAGCGAGGGGACACAUACACCAUUAAUGCAACAUUUAUAAGCAAUGUAAACAGUAAAAGUGCUACUGCUGUGGUACAUGGAAUCAUUAUGGGUAUUCCUGCCCCCUUCCCAAUCUCAGAACCAGAUGGCUGUAAAACUGGUAUAUCCUGCCCAAUCAACAGUGGGCAGACUUAUACCUACCUCACCAAGUUGCCUAUCAAGAGCGAGUAUCCUUGUAUCAAGCUUGUAGUGAAGUGGCAACUUCAGGAUGAAAAUAAUCAGAAUCUUUUCUGCUGGCUUCUCCCUGUUCAUAUUACGGAUUGAGCUGGGAACUGACACGACUAUACUUCUGCUAAUGCUAUAGAUCCAGCAACCUCAAUUAACAUUGAUGAAAGACUUCCUUCCUCUGUUCUGACUGCUGUGCAGUUAUAACCGUACUCAUUUUACAAUAACAAAGAAUGAAUGAGAUUUCCCCUACCUUGAUUUUUUUUUUUUCUUUUAACAAAAAUGUUUCCAUCCCGUUCAAAUUUGCUAACAUUUUGCAAAGGAAAUCUGUUACUUCUGUGGAAAGCAAAUAAAACAUUGCCUUUAA
Molecule: messenger RNA, 782 nt
Organism: Xenopus laevis (African clawed frog)
Lineage: Eukaryota; Metazoa; Chordata; Amphibia; Anura; Pipidae
Gene: npc2.S
Product: Niemann-Pick disease, type C2 S homeolog
Biological process (GO): intracellular cholesterol transport; sterol transport; cholesterol efflux
Cellular component (GO): extracellular region
Molecular function (GO): cholesterol binding; sterol binding
Source: RefSeq, marked predicted